CCCGCCCGAGGGCUGUUGAUGCGCCGCCUCCGUGCGCCCCUCGUCAAACGGCGGCGGUUACUGCUUCCGAGGUCAUUUAACUGGGACGCGUCUUUCGGUGCAGACUUGGCGCGCGCCUGCAGUAGCGGCACCAACCUGCGCCCAAACCCGGGCAAAUGACUUACCUCUGCCCUCGCCCAGUGCUCAGCUACCAUUUCCUUCCGUCUUUGCUCCGCUCUGUGUUUAACGGCGCGCGCCAGGCAAGACCGAGAACGGAGGCCGCAGUGCCCUCCAGGCCAGAUCUUUUCCGAGGAGGAUUUCCAGCCCCAAAUUUGAGACCCAUCUCCCCUCUCAGCCAGAACCGUGGGCUCGUCCGGAGGGAGGCACAAGUCAUCUCCCCCAGCAAACGGGCCCGGCCUGCGGAGAAGGGCGGCAUGCGGCUCCGCUUUGUCCGGCUUUCGGAGCACGCCACCGCUCCGACCAAGGGGUCCGAGCGCGCCGCGGGCUAUGACCUAUACAGUGCCUAUGAUUACACAGUACCACCUAUGGAGAAAGCCCUUGUGAAAACAGACAUUCAGAUAGCUCUUCCUUCUGGGUGCUAUGGGAGAGUAGCUCCACGUUCUGGCUUGGCUGCAAAACACUUCAUAGAUGUAGGAGCUGGUGUCAUAGAUGAAGAUUAUAGAGGAAAUGUUGGUGUUGUACUGUUUAAUUUUGGCAAAGAAAAGUUCGAAGUCAAAAAGGGUGAUCGCAUUGCACAGCUCAUUUGUGAACGGAUAUUUUACCCAGAAAUAGAGGAAGUUCAAGUUUUAGAUGACACUGAAAGGGGUUCAGGAGGUUUUGGUUCCACUGGAAAUAAUUAAAAUUUAUGACAAGAACAGAAAAUGAGAAAAUAUACUUUUUUCCUUGAAAAUAAAGGCUUUGCUUAAAGUGUU
Aethalodelphis obliquidens (Pacific white-sided dolphin) is the source of this 911-nucleotide messenger RNA. RefSeq names its product deoxyuridine triphosphatase (gene DUT). NCBI's taxonomy places the organism in Eukaryota, Metazoa, Chordata, Mammalia, Artiodactyla, Delphinidae. The record is from RefSeq and is a predicted model, not a curated record. Gene Ontology annotation, molecular function: magnesium ion binding; dUTP diphosphatase activity. The transcript is spliced from 8 exons. Gene Ontology annotation, biological process: dUMP biosynthetic process; dUTP catabolic process. The coding region runs from base 156 to 839 and encodes 227 amino acids.